Papaver somniferum (opium poppy) is the source of this 4383-nucleotide messenger RNA. RefSeq lists its product as uncharacterized. The record is from RefSeq and is a predicted model, not a curated record. The transcript has 11 exons. Gene Ontology annotation, molecular function: RNA-DNA hybrid ribonuclease activity; nucleic acid binding. NCBI's taxonomy places the organism in Eukaryota, Viridiplantae, Streptophyta, Magnoliopsida, Ranunculales, Papaveraceae. The coding region runs from base 1 to 4383 and encodes 1460 amino acids.
AUGUGUAUGGAGAAUGAUGAUGAAUUUGGUAGUUGUGACCAUAGGAAUAGAGACAUUGUCAUACCAAGUGAAGGUGGUGUAUUUAGUCCAACUCCUGAUCGUGUUAAUGAUCACUCGCCUAUUCAAAAGGAUGAGUUUAGGAUUGAGCACACCAUUCUUUUAGAUGGUGUGACAUAUCAGUGCUAUAACAAUGAUGCUUAUGAAGAAUGUGUUAAUUCCGAGGAAAUCAUAGUUAAGUCUGACGACUUAGAGACAUUACACUCUAUCUAUAAGGGUCACAAACCCAGUGGAAAAGUUCAUAUACCUAGAAUUGUUAGCACAACUUUUCAGAAGAUUCCUAAUUUUGGAUUAGAAUUGCGUGCUUCUCCAGUAUUACUAGAUUAUUUUGCAUCUCGUGACUUCUCUUUGCCUGUGCAUGUCUCCCGGAUCGUUUCAGUUCCCAUCCCCAGUGAACCACUUGAGUCAGUAAUUCUUUCAACUGAUUAUAUAUCCUUUGCAAAACCUAGUGUGUUAGCUGAGUUUGAAAGAACCAAACAAGCUAAACUUAUUCAUUCAGUUUUAGUUUCCAAAGCAAAGUCGGUGAGUACUUCUGUUUUGAAUACUAAUCCAGAUGGGAAUAUUAAAUUGGCUAGAACUAAACUUCUUAAUCAUGGUAGGAUACCUUUAUCAUCUUUGCCAAUACCGGUGUGUGACGCUCUUGAGACUAGUUCUGAAUAUGUUUCUCACAACAAGUUUAACAUCCUGGGUGCAAACUAUGUGGGAGAAUCUUCUAAUAAUCAGUUGCGUGAUAUUAAUAUGGUUGAUGAAGUGGCUAAACGUGCUAAGCAACAUCAGUUGAUAGCUCUUCAAAACAGAAUUAAUGCUUUGAAAGAUAAUGAUGUUAUGUCUGAUUCGGAAGAUGAAACUAAAUUGGGAAUCCGUGCUAGGAAUGGAUCUUCACCAAGACUCAAGUCCUCCUCAAAUACUUCUAAUCAAGUAAAGCUAAAUAAACCUCAAAAUCCCAAGGUACACUGCUCGGCUGCUUUUGGCAACAGACUUCAAUUUGAGGGUUUUUCUUCUCAUGUUAAUCAUAAUGCUACUGCUAAUAGUAUUGCUAAUAUUUGGCAACUUAAUAGUCAAGAUGAUGUUACUCCAUGGCUUGUUAUGGGUGACUUCAACUGUAUUCUUCGGCUUGACGAUAAUAAGGGAGCGGAUUCUUUGGGUACUAAAUUCACUUGGACUAAUAGACAAUCGGAUACUGAUAGAAUUAUUAGUAAGCUUGAUCGUGCUGUUAUUAAUGCUGCUUGGCUUGCAAAGUUUGAGAAUUGGCGGUGUAAAGCUCUUCCUAGGCCUAAGAGAGCUCCUUUUCGUAUUCAGAAAAUGUGGUUUUUGCACGCUGAUUUUCUUCGUAUGCAAGAUCCAUUGAGGUUUGAAUCUGCUGCUCUUCGUUCGGAUGAAAAUCCUAGUGAUAUUACUAAUUUCAAUCUUAUGAAAGAUGCUAUGUCUAAGCUAAGUGAAACGCGUCUUCAGCAUAGCACUAUGCUUAAACAAAAAUCUAGAAAUCAAUGGCUUGUGGAGGGUUCAAGCAAUUAUACUUUCUUUCAUAAUAGCAUUCGUAUUCGAAGAAGUGCUAAUACUAUUUCUGAAUUAGUUGAUGAGGCCGACAUUACUAUUUCAUAUUAUGACCAGGAGUUGGACUAUGAACUUAGUUUAUUCGAUUAUGAGCAUCCUAGCAUCUUGGAGGUGGAGAGUCUUGCCAUGGACAGAACUCCUUCUCCGGAGGAGAUAAAACAAGUUGUUUUUGAUUUGGGAGCUGACAGUGCUCCAGGUCCAGAUGGGUUUUCUGGUUGUUUCUAUCGUCAUUGCUGGGAUAUUAUUCAGGAUGAUUUGAUCAAGGCUAUUACUUUUUGUUGGGAUACUGGUCAUAUUCCAAAUGGGAUCAAUUCUAGCCUCAUCAUUUUUCUUCCGAAGGUAAGAGGUGCGAACACUCUUUGUAAUUUUCGUCCUAUUGGUCCUAGUAAUUUUUUCUUUAAAAUUUUUACUAAGAUUCUUGCUACAAGGCUAGGUAGUGUUUUGGAUAAUCUGGUUUUUGAGGAACAGGUUGCGUUUAUGGAAGGGCGUAAUAUCCAUGAAAACAUUAGUUUGGCUUCUGAAAUGGUUAAUGAACUUCACCUUAAGCGCAAAGAUGGUAAUAUUGGCCUUAAGCUUGGUAUUUCUCAGGCUUUUGAUACAGUGAGUUGGGCUUUUGUGUUGGAAGUUUUUCGUAGAUAUGGUUUCUCGGAACAGUGGUGCUCUUGGAUUCAUGAUAUCUUGAAUUCAGCUAGAAUCUCUAUUCUUUUGAAUGGUUGUCCGGAGGGUUAUUUCAAAAUUAAUAGAGGUUUGCGUCAAAGGGAUCCUCUUUCUCCUCUGAUUUUUGUCUUGAUUGGAGAUGUUCUUAGCAGAAAUAUUACGAAGCUUUUUUGUGAUAAAAAGAUGUCUCACAUGGUUACAAGAGGUGGUAUCUCUCCUACUCAUAUUUUCUUUGCUGAUGACAUUAUGAUUUUUUGUAAAGGCAAUUUAAAAAGUCUUCAUAACCUUGUGGAAUUGUUGGGAAAGUAUCAAAGAGAUUCUGGUCAAACAAUAAAAUCUCAACUUGCUGGUUGGAAGGGUUUCUCCUUAUCUUUUCAUGAUCGUAUUGUGCUUGUUAAAUCUGUCAUUGCUAGUUAUUCUAUUCACAACAUGGCUAUUUACAAAUGGCCUCGCAAAUUUAUUUUGCAAUGUGAAAGGGCUAUAAGGAAUUUUAUCUGGACGGGUGAUUCUAAUGUUAGCUGUGCAGUGGUAGUAGUUUAUGACAAAGUUUGUUGUCCUUUUGAGGAGGGGGGCCUUGGCUUAGAUCGUAUGUCUACUAAGAAUGAUUCUCUUAUCAUGAAACUUUGGUGGAAUAUUCGUACUUCUAAGAAGAAACGGGCUGGUUUUCUUCGUGCCAAAUUUUUUGGUAGGAAUGGUUGUAUCAAAGUCAAGGGGGUGAAGUCUUCUAUUCUUCCGGGUAUUAAGAAGAUUUACAAGCUGGUGGAAUCGAACACUAGAGUUUUCUUAGGUGAUGGUCGUACUACUUCCUUGUAUUAUGAUGCAUGGUACUCGGAUAGGUGUUUUGCUGACAUCCUUAAUGACCAAAGCCUUGAUAGAAAUGUGCUGGUAAGUGAUUUUUGGUUAGCUGAUCAUUGGGAAUUCCCUGAAGUGCAUAUGGAUCGUAUGUUACAAGCUGGUGUUAUUGCAACUCAAUUGCCUAUUCCGAAUGGUGGGGACGAUUCAAGAGUUUGGAUGCCUGAUUAUACAUGCUUUUUUUCCGUCAGUUCAGCUAAAGAUUUGAUUCGUCAAAGAUAUAGCACCUUUGCUGGUGCAUCUCUUAUUUGGAAGAAAGAGGUACAUCCAAAUCUGGAUGCUCAGAAUUGGAAAUUCCUUAGAGGCGCAUGUGCUACUUUUGACGUUAUUAAGUCCAGAUUCAAAAUUCAGCUUGCAAACAAGUGUAGUCUUUGUGGUUUGGAGGAAGAGACGCUUACUCAUGUUCUUUUCCAUUGCAGUUUCGCUGGCCGUGCAUGGAAUUGGAUUAAUGAUACCUUUGGUUUAAUUGCUAAUGAAAAUCUUGUGAUUUCUGUCAAAGCAGCAAAAGGGAGAAGUACUAUGGUGCGUGAUCUUUGGCUGAUUACUAACCUUGUCAUCAGGUCAGAACUGUGGGUUGUUCGUAACAAAGCUGUUUUCGAACAUCAAAAGGCUAACUGGAGCUUGUUUUUGAAGAGAGUGCUUAAGAUAAUUCAGGAGUAUGUUGUUUGUCUUAAAGGUUGCAUGAAGAACUGUGCUGGGGAUGUCAUCAUCCUUGAUUACUUCCGUGUUCAUCAUAGAAAGGUUAAAUUUAGCGAGCCAAUUGAAUGCUUUUGGAAACCUCCGGAAGAAGAUGAAGUUCAAAUUUGCUGUGAUGGUGCAACGCGUGGGAACCCUGGUGUUGCGGGUGCUGGUGUUGUCGCAAGAGAUGCAAUCUGUUCAGUCCUUGGAGCUAUUUCUAUUGGUUUUGGGAUUACAAUAAACUACUUGGCUGAACUAUAUGGUAUUAUUGUUGGUAUGAAGUGGGCUGUUAGGUGGGGUUUCAGACGCAUUUGCAUAAGAUACUAUUCAUCUAGUGUUGUUGAAGCUUUGAAGAAUUCUAAUCUUCCUUGGUUUGCUAGACAAAGGUGGAGGGCAGUUUCUAAUCACUAUGAUACUAUAAGGUUUAUUCAUACCUAUAGAGAGGCGAAUUUCUCGGCAGAUGCUAUGGCAAAAAGAGGUUGCCUUCUUCGUAUGGAGGAGGGUCUACAUCAUGAUGGAAGACCUGAUUUUUUGCUUUCAGUUGAAUAUCCAAAUCAAAAUUUGCUUCUCUGUAUGUAUGAAUGA